GUCUCUGUUUUUCCUUAUAUAUGUAAUGGUUGCAGAGAAACCACACUCUUUCAGACUGAGAAACGUCACAAAGAAGGCAAUAUUUCUCGAAAACUACUCUGUCCUUCAUUUGAAUGCACUUACAAAUAUCCUUCAAAUUUGUCUCUUUAGACUUCAAUAAUCUCAUCAUUUUCAGCAUAAAAAAAAUACCCUUUUUUUUCUUCUUUCUGUUUUCCAUUUUUCAUUUCCAUCGGCUGAAAGAAGAAAUCAAAGGGAAUGGCACCAAGAAGAAAACAACCCAGAAAGAGUGUUGGUAACACAAGAAUGGAUGCUGCUUUGGAUGCAAUGAGGCAAUUUGGUUUUGAGGAAAAACUUGUUAGAGAAACGGUUGAGGAGCUUCUUGAUGUUUAUGAAGGAAUGCAAGGGUGGCCUUUUAUUGAAGAGGGUUCUUACAAGCUACUAAUUGAAACUCUUCUUUGUGCUGAAGACAAGGAUGAUGCAAGAAAGGAUGGUGUUGGUGAGACAUCAUCAACUGCUACUCCUGCAACUGGGAUUACUGACGUUGGCUCCUCUGGUCUUUUGGCUCAUGACUCCAUAUCGCGUGGUAGUAAUGACAUGGACUUUGCAUCUCAAACCAAUGAUCAUCUUGACUCUGGUGUUAUGGAUAAUGUGCCAACUGAGAGAGGUGGAGACAGAAAAGGCAUUAAUAUGGACAAUGUCGAAGAAAGCAAUCACAAAACAUUUGGGAGCAAUGUUGAGAACACUAUUGUGAAGAGUUCUGUGAUUGAAUCCUCAAAAACAAGCGACAAGCUUCCGCACAAUGGGCGUAGACCUUACCAUGGAAGGAUUACUAGUGAUGACACUGACACUGAGAUGGAGGACCUUAUUUAUUUUCCGCUUCAAAAACAUGUAGAGAAGUUGAUUGGGAAGAGUGUAGCUCCGGAAAGACGAAGGCGGAAGAGUAGAUGGGAUGAAAGAGCAGAUAAUGUGUGAAUGUUAAAAUGUUAAUGAAUGAAUCUGUUGGCCUUGUUUGUGUUUUGUUUUUGUAUGCAAGUAAUGGAAGAUAGGGAUCAAUUUUUUGUUCGUGAGAUCCUAAAGAUGAAUAUUCAAUUGACUAGUUUUUAUGCUCCUUGGAGAUUAAUAUUGCUUAAAGUUACCUGAAUCAAGAUUCCAAAAAUUAUCAGUCAUUUCAUCAGCAGUAAGGAGUAACAAUUUAUUCAAAAUUUUGACAAUUAAUAAGAGUCCUUUAAGUUUGGAUCUU
Trifolium pratense (red clover) is the source of this 1240-nucleotide messenger RNA. RefSeq lists its product as uncharacterized. Bases 256 to 972 code for a protein of 238 amino acids. NCBI's taxonomy places the organism in Eukaryota, Viridiplantae, Streptophyta, Magnoliopsida, Fabales, Fabaceae. The record is from RefSeq and is a predicted model, not a curated record. The transcript is spliced from 5 exons.